This is a messenger RNA of Cajanus cajan (pigeon pea), 635 nucleotides long. The record is from RefSeq and is a predicted model, not a curated record. NCBI's taxonomy places the organism in Eukaryota, Viridiplantae, Streptophyta, Magnoliopsida, Fabales, Fabaceae.
AAGAGGUCGGGGGGACCUCUGCCGCUCGUGGCAUGGAAGAGGUGACCUCCAAGGCUGUUGAUGCCGACGCAGUCGACCUGACUGGGAGUCCUCCGCUCGGGGAGGCUCCUCAAAUGGCUGCUAUGGAGACGACCGCCGAGGCGAGCAAGGCUGUCGAGGUCCUGGAGACUCCGAGCUCUGAGGAGCCAGGAGCGGGUGUCUUCGGUGCAGAGCAGGGGACGUCUGCUGCCACUUCUGCUACCACCAAGGUUCGGGGCGAGGGGCCAAGUUCUGAGGUCCCAACAUCUACGCCCGCAGCUUCUGCGCCGUCGUCAGGUCCAUCACAGGGGGCCUCUCGGAGUUGAUACAUUGCCCCCCGCUUUGGGAAGGACCGCUCUGAUGUGCAAUUGGACCAUGUGAGUGCCUCGGCUGACAUGGAUUCGCUAUGGAGCGCGGGCGUGACCGCCGAGAAGUUCUUUCCCAAGGGUUCGCUAUGCUCGGAGGAUUAGGAGAUGAUCGAAGAGGUUGGGCCCGUGGAAAGCUUUGACGUUGCUCAGGUCCUUCUGCAGAGGGCUAUGGCCAUUGUGGACAACUGGAAGCAUAGGUGGUCCAAGCAGCAGGAGGACCUGGUUAGACUGAGGGGCCGAGUUCAACCC